UUGAAAAGCUUCCCCUUGCACCCAUCCGCGCCUACUCCUCUUUCUUCCUGCUGCGCCCCCGCACUCUUCGAUUGGCGUUUCUCGCUAUCGUUCGUCGUAAAGAGCUCUUCCGUCGUCUCAGCAACCAUUUCGUCGAACACAUCUCGUUGAACUUCUAAGUUGAGUUCGUGCCAGUUUCUUCUUCCCUAUCCAUAUGAUGACUGUGAGAUCGAUCAGAAUGACCUGCUUGUUCUCCGCCCCCAUAUCCUACAAAUUUGAUCUUUUCUUCGAUCCUAACCCUAGUUACGGUCUGCAUACCAAGGAUUCCCCGAUCGAUCCCUCCCUCUCCACCAAUCUGCUCGCCCACCAGCUGCUCGAUCUAUUCUCCAAGCCACCCAAACACCGGGACGCCGAGGAGCUCCAACGUCUCGGCCGCAGCCUCGUCCCGGCGACCGCAGAGGCCGUCAUCAAGGGCCUCAGGAGUUGGAGGACCGCGCACGAGUUUUUCCGGUGGGCGUCGUGGCAGCACGGGUUCCGCCACACCUGCUACACCUACAACGCCAUGGCCUACGUCUUCUCCCGUGCCCGUCGAGCGGCUCAGCUAAAAGGCCUGGCGGCGGAGGUGCUUAAAGAGCGGUGCCCGAUGACCCCUGGCGGUUUGGGGUUUCUAAUUCGGUGCCUUGGUGAUCAGGGUUUGGUCGAGGACGCCAUUCUUGUUUUCGACCGUGCUGUCGAUCUUCACUGCAUCCCUAACUCUUACACUUACAAUUGCUUGCUUGAGGUGUUGGCUAAAGCUGGUUUGGUGGAAGCAGCGGAAUCGAGGUUUAAAGAGAUGGUGAACAGCCGGGGUUUGGAGCCUGACAAGUAUACACUUACCUCGAUGUUGCAGUCGUACUGCAACGUGGGGAAGCUGGCAGAUGUCUGGGACAUCUUUGAGAGGAUAAAGUCGGAAGGCUGGGUUGAUGAACACGUUCUCACAGUCCUCAUUGUUACAUUUUGCAAGUGGGGAAAGGUCAACCAAGUAUGUGAAUUGGUUGAUCAUAUGGAAGGCCUGCGGAUGAUGCCGACCGAGAAGACCUUCAGCGUAUUGGUUCAUGGACUUGUGAGACAAGGGAGACUGGAUAAGGCGCUCGAGAUGUUUGAUAAGAUGAAGCGCCUGGGUUAUAGUGGGGAUCUUGCACUGUACAGUGUGAUAAUUGAGGGGCUUUUUGAGGGGAAAGAGUUUGGCAUGGCUCAUGACAUGUAUAUGGAGAUGAAGAAGAUUGGCAUCUCACCAGAUGUUCUAUUACUCAAAAAGAUGAUCAUGGCAUUUUGUAGAGAAAGGGACCUUUUCAGUGCAAGUCAGUUAUUGGAUGAAGGUGUAGGGUUAAAUUUGGGUAGUUUAAUCUCUCUUUAUAAUGUUGUUCUUGAUGGGCUCAUUGAACAUGGUGAGGUAUACAGAGCUUAUAAGCUACUCUGUGAAAUGAUGAAAUCUAAAGGUUUGCAAGUCCUAAAGUUGGAUAUCGAUGAUCAUGGCAGAUGUGAAAAUGAAACUGAUGUGGAGGAAUUCUUCAGAAUGAAGAAACCUGUUUGCCCAAAUGCUGAUUCUUUUAAUAUCGUGGUCUGUGGUUUAUGUGAAGCAAAGAAGCUGGAUGCAGCCUUAGUUCUUUUAAACAAUAUGAUAGGAGUCGGUUACAAGGGUAAACUUUUGAUGUAUAAUAAUCUUAUACAUGAGCUGUGUAAUGUGGAUAGAUUGGAGGAAAGCUAUGAACUUUUGAGAAAAAUGGAGGAGUAUGGGUUUAUGCCCACAGGAUUUACAUAUAACUCAAUUUUUUAUUGUACUUGUAGAAGAGGGGAUUUAUCAGCCGCACUUGAUUUACUUAAGGAGAUGCGAAAACACGGGCAUUUACCAUGGAUAAAACAUUGUACAUUGAUGGUGCAGCAACUUUGUGGAAAUGGAAAAGUAGCAGAAGCAGCAGCAUUUUUGGAUGAUAUGGUUGCACUAGGGUUUCUUCCUGAUAUGGUUGCUUAUUCUGCAGCUAUUGAUGGAUUGUGCAAAUCAGGAGAUGUUGACAAAGCACUAAAACUCUUCCGUGAUAUAUCAUCACGUUGGUAUCUUCCUGAUGUGGUUGCACAUAAUAUUCUUAUUAAUGGAUUUUGCAAAACUGGUAGAUUGCCUGAGGCUCUGGAGAUAUUUGAAGAGAUGUUAAAGAAGGAGCUUGUUCCUUCUCCUGUCACAUACAACCUUCUAGUUGAUGGUUGGUGCAAGGCGAAGAACAUUGACAAUGCACUUGCUUGCUUUAAGAAAAUGGUUGAUUCAGACAGGCCACCCACAGUAGUUACUUACACAAGCAUAAUAGAUGGCUUAUGUGAUGCAGGAAGAUCAGAUGAUGCACUUAUGGUGUACAAUGAAAUGAGAGAAAAGGGAUGUGCUCCAAAUCAGAUAACUUACACUGCUCUUAUACAUGGCCUUUGCAAGUGUGGUAGGGCAGAUGUUGCUCUGGUCUACUUCGACAAGAUGAAACAGAAGGAAUUUGAGCUUGAUACUUUUGUAUACUUGUUGCUGAUUAAUUCGUUAAUUAUGAAAGGGAAUUCGGUUAAGGCUCUUGAGCUUUUGAAGGGAGUCCUUCAGAGGGAUAGCUUUCAUUAUAAUUCUAAGAACUCUAUAUUGAUGAAGAAAGCAGUAGGCAAGUUGUUCGCGGAUGAAUCUACUUCAUCGGAUGUUAGAUUACUUAUCGAGAGUGGACAUAUAUCAUCCAUCCAAAGUCUCCACGACAUGGGGCAGAUGUAGAACAUAACAUUAGCAUCAACUUGGCAACAGAUUUCCAUGUAUGACAGGCAUAGGAUACUUUGAUUAAUAUGGCCCAGAGUCGAGACUAGCUCCCAGGACAUAUGCGCAAUGUCAACUGGAAUGUGUUCUUUCAGAUGGAAUAACCAAGGGUGUUCUGUCUGAAAACAGGUACAACAUGCUCACCAUCUCUGGUCCUAUAAGAAGGGUGUAUAAUGUCAUUAAUCUGCAUCCAAUGGU
Messenger RNA from Musa acuminata subsp. malaccensis (wild Malaysian banana), 2986 nucleotides. RefSeq names its product putative pentatricopeptide repeat-containing protein At5g08310, mitochondrial. Gene Ontology annotation, molecular function: protein binding. The record is from RefSeq and is a predicted model, not a curated record. Lineage: Eukaryota; Viridiplantae; Streptophyta; Magnoliopsida; Zingiberales; Musaceae.